AUAUGAAAACCAACCGGCCCACCUGAUCCUACCCACGUCUGUCGUUUGUCUCCCCUUCCCUUUCCAGAAUUCGCCUUCUCCAAUAAAUCAUUCCGCUGUUUGGAUUAGUCACUGGCUGUUCAUUCUCUCUCUUCUUUAUCAUUCUUAUUAUUGAGGGAAAGAAAAAAAAGGCUGAUUACAGUGACGUGCGUUCUAAUUUUCCCGGAAAAGAAAGGAAAGGAAGAGAAAAGAAAAGAAGUUGUUCUUAGCUUUAUCUGCGAUUCGGAAGCGAUCCGAACACUCACUAGUUCAGCUACCGUCCCGCAAAUUCCUGGUUUUCCCUGGUUUUUGGCUUUUACUUUUGCUGAUUCUCUGGCCGAAAGGAAAAUUUGCGUAAACGUGGAGUAGAAAUUUCGUUCCCUUGUUCCCACUUUUGGAGUUUGGAGGAGUAUAAAUGGCGACACUAGGAGAUAUAGGAGUUUCGGCGGCGAUCAAUAUUUUCACCGCAUUCAUAUUCCUCUUAGCAUUUGCGGUCCUGAGGCUUCAGCCUUUCAACGACAGAGUCUACUUUCCGAAAUGGUAUCUCAAGGGCUUAAGAAACAGCCCUUCGCGCUCCGGUGCGUUUGUACGGAGGUUUGUGAAUUUGGACUCCCGGUCGUACGUAAGGUUCUUGAAUUGGAUGCCGGCCGCGCUGAAGAUGCCCGAACCGGAGCUUAUCGAUCACGCCGGACUCGAUUCCGCUGUUUACUUGCGGAUUUACUUGAUAGGACUUAAGAUCUUUGUUCCUAUAGCGCUUCUUGCAUGGGCUAUUUUGGUCCCUGUUAACUGGACUAGUGACCAUUUGAAGUUUCUCGAUCAGAACAAAAAUGGAACUUCUAGUGACAUUGAUAAGCUCUCGAUUUCGAAUGUCAAGGAUGGAUCGCCCAGAUUGUGGACUCAUAUAGUAAUGGCUUAUGCCUUCACCUUCUGGACAUGUUAUGUGUUGUAUAAGGAGUAUGGGAAAGUAGCCGCACUGCGGUUGCAAUUUCUUGCAUCACAAAAACGCCGUCCGGAUCAAUUCACAGUACUCGUUAGAAAUGUUCCGCCAGACCCGGACGAAUCUGUGAGUGAGAAUGUGGAGCAUUUUUUUCUGGUCAAUCAUCCGGAUCACUAUCUUACGCAUCAGGUAGUAUACAAUGCAAACAGACUUGCGAAAUUGGUUAAGAAGAAGAAAAAGAUGAUCAAUUGGCUUACCUAUUACAAUAAUAAGUUUUCUAGAGAUAAUUCCAAGAGGCCCGUGAUGAAGACUGGUUGUCUCGGGCUUUGGGGAAAGAGACUGGAUGCAAUUGAUCAUUACACGUCUGAAAUCGAUAAACUUUCAAAAGAAAUAGCAGAAGAAAGGGAAAAAGUUGUGAGUGAUCCUAAGUCUGUCAUACCAGCAGCAUUUGUUUCCUUUAAAAGUCGAUGGGGUGCUGCUGUUUGUGCACAAACUCAGCAAACUAGAAAUCCAACCAUUUGGUUGACUGAGUGGGCUCCAGAGCCGCGCGAUGUAUACUGGGCCAAUCUUGCAAUCCCUUAUGUUUCGCUUUCAGUCCGGAGGCUAAUCAUGGCUGUGGCGUUCUUUUUCCUCACGUUCUUUUUCAUGAUUCCAAUUGCAUUCGUACAGUCCCUUGCAAAUAUCGAGGGAAUUGAGAAAGCAGCACCAUUUCUAAAAGGCUUUAUAGAACUCAAAUUUAUCAAGUCAGUCGUCCAAGGUUUUCUACCUGGGAUUGUGUUGAAGUUAUUUCUCAUCUUCUUGCCAACAAUAUUGAUGAUAAUGUCUAAAUUUGAAGGCUUUGGAUCUAUAUCUUCUCUUGAAAGAAGAGCAGCAUCUAGAUAUUAUCUCUUCAAUUUUGUGAAUGUAUUUCUUGGUAGCAUUAUUACCGGGUCGGCGCUUGAUCAGUUGAAUUCUUUCAUCCACCAAUCAGCAAGCAAGAUUCCUGAAACAAUUGGGGUGGCAGUCCCAUUGAAAGCAACCUUCUUCAUAACUUACAUAAUGGUUGAUGGAUGGGCUGGUAUAGCUGGAGAGAUUCUAAUGCUGAAACCACUGAUUAUAUAUCACUUGAAGAACUUUUUCUUGGUGAAGACUGAAAAGGAUAGGGAGGAGGCAAUGGAUCCAGGAAGUCUUGGAUUCAAUACCGGAGAACCUCGUAUACAGUUGUAUUUCUUACUAGGCCUUGUGUAUGCUGCAAUGAAUCCAGUCAUACUUCCAUUCAUAAUAGUCUUCUUUGGUUUCGCGUAUCUUGUGUUCCGCCAUCAGAUCAUAAACGUAUAUAACCAGGAAUAUGAGAGCGGCGCAGCAUUCUGGCCUGAUGUCCAUUUGCGUAUCAUAAUUGCAUUGAUUACUUCACAAGUAGCCCUGCUGGGAUUGUUGGGCACUAAAGAGAAUGCUCAAUCAACCCCAGUUCUGAUUGUUCUUCCUGUCCUCACUAUAUGGUUCUUCAGGUUCUGCAAAGGCCGUUAUGAAUCUGCAUUUGUUAAAUAUCCAUUGCAGGAAGCGAUGAUGAAAGACACGCUGGAACGUGCAAGGGAGCCACACCUGAACUUGAAAGGCUACCUCCAAGUAGCAUAUAUUCAUCCGAUUUUCAAAGAGAGCGAGGAUGAGGAUGACGAUGUGGUGUCGGAGAAAUGGGAUACCGAGAGUACAUUGGUGCCUACAAAGCGCCAGUCGCGGAGGAACACACCAUUGCCUAGCAAAAUCAGUGGUGGUUCCUCUCCUUCCAUGCCUGAGGUUAUCGAAGAACAUCGACAGCUAAGUAAGAACGUCGACAGCUAAGUUCAUGAUGGAAAGACGCAGACUCAAAACUAGCAGCUGUACAUUUGACCAUUGCAUUAUUAUGAUUAUACUUUCGGAUGAGGAUGGCAGUGUAAACUAAAUUUGCAGGAUAUUACAAUGUAUAGAGAUUGAGCGGAAAGAACUAUCAAUCGAUUAACAAUACAGUGACUAGAGGCUCAAAUAGGGUAGUUUUUUUUCCCCUAAUAUUGUUUCUUGUUUUUCAUUUUGGUUUCCUUGUAUGAUUCCAAAUUGGUCUGUAUAUUUCUUUUUAGUCAGUUUCACGUGAUGUUCUAUCGACUCAUUUGGGUUU
This is a messenger RNA of Morus notabilis, 3083 nucleotides long. Its product is annotated as calcium permeable stress-gated cation channel 1. The record is from RefSeq and is a predicted model, not a curated record. Gene Ontology annotation, molecular function: calcium-activated cation channel activity. NCBI's taxonomy places the organism in Eukaryota, Viridiplantae, Streptophyta, Magnoliopsida, Rosales, Moraceae. The coding region runs from base 434 to 2773 and encodes 779 amino acids. The transcript has 12 exons. Gene Ontology annotation, cellular component: plasma membrane.